AUGGGGAGAUUAGAUGCAACCCAGAUUUUAGAUGGUUUCGUAGAUAAGGAUCGUCGGGCUACACAUACAUCUCUGGGGGAAAAACAUUUCGCAACAAUUACAAAUGGAUAUGGGGUCACUAUUGCACCAUUCCAUGAUAUACCAUACCGGGUUGAUCUCUCAUGUGAAAAGAUUAGCAUACUUACCGAUAGAGAGAAGAUGAUUAAUGAUGAGAUACAUGUGGCCUUUGAAGGGGAGUUGAUUAAGCCGGGCAUGAUCGAAUCGACAAGGAUUGGUUUUCGUUCAAGUUCGACCCCUGUGAUGACUACUACGAGAAAGGAUAUCCAAAGUAAUGAAGAAGAAGAAGAUGAUGCGGAAAAGGAUGAGGAGGAGGAGGAAGGGAUAUCCAAUACAUGGAUGGAACACGAGGAACAGGAAAGGGAGGAAAGAGAAAUUCACUAA
Molecule: messenger RNA, 441 nt
Organism: Lactuca saligna
Lineage: Eukaryota; Viridiplantae; Streptophyta; Magnoliopsida; Asterales; Asteraceae
Source: the annotation of a GenBank genome assembly